CUCAGCCUGCUUAAAUUCAAUGACAUGUCACUUUACAGUUUGCAUGUGUAUUUUCUACAAUCUCCGCUUUAACGUAUAACAAAAAAUGUGCGGGUAUUAAAGUGAAUUUCCACCUUUAACGCUGAGUUUUGUUUUCUAAAAUGAUAGAGACAAAUAAAAAGCGUGAAGGUUUGACACGGACUCUUGCGCUAACUGUGUGUUCUGCAGCCAUCGGUGGGACAUUUCAGUAUGGCUACAAUAUUUCCAUCAUCAAUGCACCUACAUAUCACUUGCAGAAGUUCAUUAAUGAGACGUGUAUGAAGAGAUGGGGUACAGCGCUCGAGUCCAGUCAGGUGACACUAAUAUGGACAAUUAUAGUUUCCUCCUUUUCACUUGGAGGACUUUUUGGAUCUCUGCUUGCUGGACCAAUGGCCAUUCGAUUUGGACGUAAAGGAGCGCUGCUGCAAAACAACUGCUUUCUUUUUCUAAGCGCAGUCUUUGUUUUGUGCAGCCGCUGGGCUGGAUCCUUUGAGAUGGUCAUUCUUGCUCGUCUGCUUGUGGGUGUCAAUUCAGGGGUCAGUAUGAACGUCCAGCCAAUGUAUUUUGGAGAAAGUGCUCCUAAGCACCUCAGAGGAGCUGUCGCCUUCUCUUCUGCUGUUUUCACUGCUCUGGGAAUCUUGCUGGGUCAGGUUACCGGUCUGACAGAAGUUUUGGGGUGUGAAGCUCUCUGGCCUUAUCUACUGGCUAGCAAUGCUCUCCCCGGUCUUUUACAGCUGGUCACCCUGCCCUGGUUUCCAGAAAGCCCACGUUACCUGCUCAUUGACAAAGGAGAUAGCGAGGCUUGCUGCCGAGCUCUGAAACGCCUCCGAGAGUGCAGUGUUUUUAAGGCAGAGAUGGAGGAGAUCCUUCAGGAGCGGGCGGACGCGGGUGAAGCUCGCGCCAAAACUUUGAGGGAACUGUUCACUGACCGAAGCCUUCGCAGGCAGCUCUGUAUGGUUAUGGCAGCCAGCAGUGCCAUGAUGCUCUGUGGUAAUGAUUCAAUUUAUUUCUAUGCAUCAUAUAUUUUUCAGGAAGCUGGUAUUCCUACGGAGAAGAUCCAGUAUGCCACAAUCGGCACAGGCGCUUGUGAGUUCACUUCCGCCCUGGUGUGUAAUCUACUGAUAGAACGUGUCGGCCGCAGGUUGCUUCUCGCAGGGGGGUAUGCGCUCAUGUCUUGCUGGGCAGUGGUCUUCACAGUGGCUCUUUCACUGCAGGGCAAAGUGGCCGGCAUGCCCUAUCUGAGUAUGGUGUGCUUGUUUGCCUACAUCUUGAGUUUCGGCAUGGGUCCCGCAGGGGUCACAGGGAUUCUUCCUGCUGAACUUUUUGACCAGAUGGCACGUCCCGCUGCGUACAUGGUUGCCGGGUCUAUGAUGUGGCUUAAUCUGUUCCUUAUAGGAAUGGCGUUUCCUUUCAUUGUUAGCGGUCUAGGACAGUUUUGUUUCAUACCGUUUGGUGGUGUUUGUGUGGCUGCGUGUGUUUUCAUUGGUCUCACUUUACCUGAAACCAAGGGGAGGACACUGGCAGAGAUCACAGAGGAGUUCGACAAGAGGAGUAAGAAAGAAACAUCUAAUGGGCAUUUGAAGUAUUGUCAGAGAGAGCAAAGCCGAAGUCUGAAUGAUCAAACAACAAAAUACUUGGAGACUGAGAAGAUUUAAAUUUCAGGUUUUAUUUGUCAUACACACAAUGAUCCACUUAGCAAGAAACGUGUGAUAGCAUUGCUGACAGAAAGCACUUAUGCAAAAUAUGUUGGAAAACUUAAAUUCCUAAUUUUAUGUUUCUGUUGAAAUACUGUUAUUAUAGUGCUUGAAAACUAAAUCUAAUUUUUUUUAAUCAAAAUGUUGUACUUCGGUGCUUAUUAAUUAAAAAAGCGUAAAGGGCUAGUUCACUCAAAAAUGAAAAAUCAUUAUUAACUCACCCUAAGGCUGUUUCAAACCUAAAUCAAUAUAUUUGUUCUGUUAAACACAAAGAAAGAUAGUUGUAACAAUGUUAGCCAUUUGCAGUUCUGUGACAUCAUCCACUACCAUAGUAGGGAAAAAAAUGCUAUCUUUUUUGUGUUCUGUUGAACAAAAAGUUAUAUAUUUUGAAUAAUUUUCAAACAAACAGUUCUGGGGCACCUUUGACUACCAUUUAAUUUGUCCUACUAUGGCAGUUCACGAGUUCACGAGCAGAUAAUGAAGAUAGCAGGGGUAGUAAAAGCAUGCGUGUUUGGCGUGCUGUCCGGGGAGCGGUUUGAAAUGAGAUUGAGUGAAUGAUGACAUAAGUUUCAUUUUUCUGUGAACUUUCACUUUAAAGGAUCAGAAGGAAUAGAAACAGUUGUUCAUAGCCUCAAAGGGAUAGUCAACCACAAAUAAAAAUUCUGUCAUCCACACACUUGUUGUUCCAAAUCUGUAUACAUUUCUUUGUUCUGAUGAACAGAGAGAAAGAUAUCGGUUGUUUGCAAUCAUUUUUAACCUUGUAAGCGUUUAAAAAAAGUUACCUGGCUUGGAUCCUCCCGACCACAGAUCGGUUUACAAACCACUUUUAUCUCUGUUUCUCAGUCAAUACCCGCAUGUUCCUCUUUCAUGAACAUACAUUUUUGCUACACAAUAAAAAUACCUUGUGGUUUCAUGGUUUGAUAGAUUUUAACUUAAAGCUUAAAUUGUAGGAUUUCUGAGUUUGCGAUAGUGAAUUCCUAUGGAGAAAAUCACCUGCUGCCCUCCAUCUGCACUUUGCGCAGUGCAAACAACCUAUUUAGAAUAAUGCUUAUUGUAACCAAACAGUUCUUGGCCACCAUUGCCUUUCUCAUUAUGAAAAAUUACAGUAUGAAAAGAAAUUUGUAAAGCAUUUUUUCCUACUAUGGUAGUCAAUGGUGGCCAAGAACUGUUUGGUUACAACAAGCAUUCUUCCAAAUAUCUCUCUCUGUGUUCAUCAGAACAAAGUUAUGUAUAAAUGCUGGAGGAGGGUGAGUAAAUGAUGAAAGAAUUUUCAUUUUUCUGUGAACUGUUCCUUUAAGUGGCCUUAUUUAUUAUGACUGUUUAUAUAUAAUUUAUAAUAUUUAUUUAUAAUUGUAUUUAUAAUUGAAUCUUUAUUUAUUUUAAGGAUGAAUGGACAAAUUGUGGUCUUUUUCAUAAGUGCUGCUAGGUGAUAUAAAGUGUGAAAUAGAAAACACGCAUGCAAUCUGGAUUACCUAAAGAACAAGCAUGUCUGCGUUGAUUGAUUCUAGAAAUCUGUUAAUCCUGAUGCUUGCCAAAGAUGUACAAAAGUUUGCACUGAAAUAUUUUACCUCAUUUAUUGGUCACAUAUUCUGAUGUUGUUCAUUAUUUAUUAAUUAAAUAAUAACUUUAAUCAUUUAAAGAGAUAUAUGUAUUCCCAAAGCAACACUCAAAGCAAUUCAUUGUUUUACAUUGCUGGGUUAUUGCAAGGCAUUUUCAGCAUGUAUAAAACUUGUAAUUUAUUGCCUGUUUGCACCAAGCAGAUGGCAGUAUAUCGUCAUUAUUUCUGUAUACUGUCUACUGGAUUGUAAUUAAAUUCAUAUUUUUCCUUGUAAACAAGGUCACAUGUAGCAUGUCAUUGCAUUCAGGUGGAAGCCAGUUGUAAGAAGAGGGCAAUCAGCAUUAAUACUGUCUAAAUGACCUUUUAUUGUGCCUUCAAUUUUACAUAGUGGCUAUUUUGUUCUUGUGUCUGCUAUUCUGUCUGUAUACUGCAUGUCUAUGUUUAAAGCAAUAACUGUUUCAUCCUGAAGUAAUCAAAUCAUAUUAAUCAGUGGGAAAUGCUGCUGUGCUGUUUUAAUGUCUGUGUAUUUUGAAUACCUCAGACAUUUUAAACCUAUUAUCAAAGUUGCUUGAUGUGCAAAAUAAAAAUAAACUAAUAUAAAGGCUUUCAAUGUCAUUGUGUUGAUAUGAAAUUAAGCUUUAUAGAGUAGUAGAGUAGCCAGCAAUUAAAAUUA
Messenger RNA from Triplophysa dalaica, 3943 nucleotides. RefSeq names its product solute carrier family 2, facilitated glucose transporter member 11. Gene Ontology annotation, molecular function: hexose transmembrane transporter activity. Gene Ontology annotation, biological process: monosaccharide transmembrane transport. Lineage: Eukaryota; Metazoa; Chordata; Actinopteri; Cypriniformes; Nemacheilidae. The transcript has a single exon. Bases 141 to 1673 code for a protein of 510 amino acids. The record is from RefSeq and is a predicted model, not a curated record. Gene Ontology annotation, cellular component: membrane.